Messenger RNA from Verticillium alfalfae VaMs.102, 1626 nucleotides. RefSeq lists its product as hypothetical. The record is from RefSeq and is a predicted model, not a curated record. The transcript has 4 exons. Bases 1 to 1626 code for a protein of 541 amino acids. Gene Ontology annotation, cellular component: extracellular region. Lineage: Eukaryota; Fungi; Ascomycota; Sordariomycetes; Glomerellales; Plectosphaerellaceae.
AUGGCCAAGGAGCUGCCCAAGAACGAGGAGCUGGCCGCCGAGCUCUACGACUCAGGCGUCAUCCACGAGCAGAUGAUGGCCAAGAAGAUGGCCCACUGGACCGCCGAGUUUGAGGCCGGUCUGCUGCAGUCUUCCAAGUGGCCCCGCCUCAACUACACCAAGUGUGUCAACGGCUACGCCGAGGCCAUCAAGGGUGACCCUCUGCACAAGUUCAAGUGCAAGAACAUCGACCUGUACGACUUCAUCAACCACAGCGAGCUUGGAUCGCCCAACUCGGACGCUUCCUUCCGCACCGGCUCCUCCGCCUGGGGUUGGACCGACCCCGAGUCCGGCCGUGAAUUCGUUACGAGCGGCAUGUACGAUGGCGCCGCCUUCCUCGAGGUUCUCCCCGAGGGUCGUCUCCUUCACCUCGGCUUCCUGCCGUCAUAUGCCCCUACCGGCCCCCGCUCUCUGUGGAAGGAGAUUCGCUCGUACAAGAACUACAUGCUCAUCGGAUCCGAGCUUGAGGGUCACGGCAUCCAGAUCUUCGACAUGCGGAAGGCCGCCGACGCCCCCGUGCGCUUCUCCAACGACAAAGAUCUCACAGGUCACUUCGCCGACCUCCCCGUGGGCCGCAGCCACAACGUCGUGAUCAACGAAGAGGCGAACUACGGUGUCGCUGUGGGUGCCGCGCCCCGCAACGGCACCUGCAAGGCCGGUCUCAUCUUCUUCGACCUGACCGACCCAUCCAAGCCCACGAGGCUUGGUUGCAACGGCGAGGACGGCUACGUCCACGACGCCCACUGCCUCAUCUACCGUGGUCCCCACAAGAAGUACGAGGGCCGCGACAUCUGCUACGGCUACAAUGAGGACACGCUCACCAUCUACGACGUCACCGACAAGGCAAACUCCAAGAUCAUCUCCAUCACCUCGUACGAGGGCGCGACCUACACCCACCAGGGUUGGGUUCUGGAUGUGAACAACCAGGAGUACCUGUUCCUUGACGACGAGAUUGACGAGGAAGAGAGUGCUGGCCCCGCUGCUGACGGCUACCCUGUCACUUACAUCUUCGACAUCCGCGAUCUCGAACACCCCAAGCAGACCGGCCUGUACAAGGCUGCGGUCCGCGGCAUCGACCACAACCAGUACAUCCGCGACGGCCUGAAUUUCCAGUCCAACUAUGGCGCUGGUGUCCGCGUCUACGAUGUCAGCUCCGUGCCCGAGGACCCCACUGGUGACUCGGUCUGCGAGGUUGCUUUCCUCGACAUCUACCCUGAGGAUGACAACGAGCCCGGCGGUGGUAUCGUUCAAUACUCGGGUACCUGGGCCUCUUACGCGCAAUUCGACUCGGGCUAUAUCUUCAUCAACACGAUCGAGCGCGGCGCCUUCCUCGCCAAGCUGACCAAGCGCGAGAGGUGCAAGCCCAAGAGCUGCAACGCCGACAACUGUCUCCGUGCCCUCCGCUCUAGCUCGGUCAAGGGCCGUCUCGAAGAGAGCCAGGAGUUCUGCGCCGGCUUCCUCGAUGGCUGGAACGCCCAGGUCACCGCUGUCCCCGACUACGCCCAGAAGGCGUGUCCUACCAAUGUCAUCUCGCGUGUCAGCUCGGCGUGCUCGUGCCUGCCUACCGCGGCCCCCACAACGGCUUAG